This is a messenger RNA of Thecamonas trahens ATCC 50062, 1128 nucleotides long. RefSeq lists its product as uncharacterized. The transcript is spliced from 2 exons. NCBI's taxonomy places the organism in Eukaryota, Apusomonadida, Apusomonadidae. Bases 16 to 1128 code for a protein of 370 amino acids. Gene Ontology annotation, cellular component: cytoplasm. Gene Ontology annotation, molecular function: cysteine synthase activity. The record is from RefSeq and is a predicted model, not a curated record.
AUUGGCGAGACAGCCAUGGUAGAACUGAAAGCGCUCUCUGCGGCCACCGGAUGCCGCAUUUUGGCCAAGGCAGAGUACCUUAAUCCGGGCGGAUCGCCCAAGGAUCGUGUCGCCCGCGCUCUGAUCGAGGAUGCGCUCGCCCGCAACCCGGGUGUCCGCAGGGUAUACGAGGGUACCUCGGGCUCGACAGGCAUCUCACUCGCACGGGUUGCCGCUGCUGCCGGCUUGGAAGCGGUCAUCUUCAUGCCGUCCGAUCAGGCGGUGGAGAAGGCCCAGCUGCUGGCCACCCUUGGCGCGCGGGUCCAGCGUGUCCCGCCGGUGGCCAUCGUCGAUCCGGGCCACUACGUGCGCAGGGCGCAGACGGCAGCUGAAAAUGAUCCUGAUGGUGUUUUUGCUGACCAGUUUGAGACGCCUGUCAACUGGAAGGCUCACUACACAACAACCGGCCCCGAGAUCUGGAGGCAGACCAGCGGGAAGGUCGACGCCGUGGUCAUGGCCGCAGGCACCGGCGGCACCCUCGCUGGCGUCACGACCUAUCUCAAGGAGGUCUCGGACGAGCACGUCCAGGCGUAUCUGGUCGAUCCGCAAGGCUCGGCGCUGUACUACGCGGUGACCAAGGGCGUGUGCUACUCGCCGACUCAGGAUGAGGGCCGCCGCAAGCGCAACCAGGUCGACACCAUCGCCGAGGGCAUCGGCCUCUAUCGGCGGACCGCCAACUUUGACCAGGCGCUCGAUGCCGGCAUAGCCGGUGCCUUCAAGUGCUCGGAUCAGGAAGCGCUGGACAUGUCUCGGUUCCUGCUCCAUCGCGAGGGCCUCUUCCUCGGCUCAUCGUCGGCCGUCAACUGCGUCGGCGCCGCCAAGCUCGCCGCUCGCCUCGGUCCAGGCCACACCAUCGUCACCCUGCUGUGCGAUGACGGCUCCCGUCAUCUGACCAAGCUCUGGAACGAGGACUUUCUCACCGCCCAGGGUCUUGUCGCGUGCAUCUCACCAGACUGCUACGCCUCGGUCUAUGGUGAGGCUGGACUCGAAGAGGGCGAGGUCGAUCAGGCCGACACCAAGUACAGGCUAUGCGUCUACGCAGAGCUGGACGCAGAGGCAAAGGCGCGCAGAGCCGCCCGAUUGGCAUGA